UGGGAUGGCAUCACUGCAUCACAGCAUCUCAGGGCCCUCAAGGUACCCAGUACGUGUAGAUCACCAUCGACCUUGGAUGGGUUUCUCUCUCCCCAACCCGCGUUUUGCGCGUAUUAGCGAGGGCGGAAUGCGUGAUCCAUUAGCUAAGGGAAACUCGAGAUCGAACGAAAGCAUAGCAUGGUCAGGUACCGGAUACCUUACCUAUGCUUGUCCGGCCGGAGUCAGUUCUGGACCAGCUAUACGGCGAGAUAAAGAGUAGAAGAAGAAGACAUUGCCCGAAUCCCGAUAGCUCCUGAAUCGUGAAUCCCUUCCUCCUUCUUUUCCUCUUCUUUGUCCUCUUCUCUUCCUGUCAGACAUAACAUAGCUUGAGCUGUCAACCAAAGAGCCCCAAAGUUUCGAGCUACUUACCUCCAGCUCUCACAACUUCGUUUCUUACCUAACUUCUCUGCCUUACCAUCUCCAUCACAGCCAUGAGCCAGCACUUCGAGACUCUCCAGCUCCACGCGGGCCAGGAGCCCGACCCGGCCACCAACUCCCGUGCCGUCCCCAUCUACGCCACCUCUAGCUAUGUCUUCAAUGACUCUGCCCAUGGCGCUCGCCUGUUCGGCCUCAAGGAGUUUGGCAACAUCUACUCCAGAAUCAUGAACCCCACUGUCGAUGUCUUCGAGAAGCGCAUGGCUGCCCUUGAGGGCGGUGUUGCCGCUGUCGCUGCUGCCUCCGGCCAGGCCGCUCAGUUCAUGGCCAUCUCCGCGCUCGCCCACGCUGGUGACAACAUUGUCUCGACCUCCAACCUCUACGGUGGCACCUACAACCAGCUGAAGGUCAUGCUCCCCCGCUACGGCAUCCAGACCAAGUUCGUCACUGGCGACAAGCCCGAGGACCUGGCCGCUGCCAUUGACGAGAAGACCAAGGCUGUCUAUAUCGAGAGCAUUGGCAACCCCCGCUAUAACAUUCCCGACUUCGAGGCUAUCACCAAACUUGCCCACGAGAAGGGUGUCCCUGUUAUUGUCGACAACACUUUCGGUGCUGGCGGCUACUUCGUCCGUCCCAUCGACCACGGCGCCGAUAUCGUCGUCCACUCCGCGACCAAGUGGAUCGGCGGCCACGGCACCACCAUCGGCGGUGUCAUCAUCGACAGCGGCAAGUUCGACUGGGGCAAGCACGCCGACCGGUUCCCGCAGAUGGUCGAGCCGUCCGAGGGCUACCACGGCCUCAAGUUCUGGGAGACGUUCGGUGCCAUCACCUACAUCAUCCGCGUGCGCGUCGAGAUCCUGCGCGACCUAGGCGCCACCCUCAACCCCUUCGCUGCCCAGCAGCUCCUCCUCGGUCUCGAGACGCUGUCGCUCCGCUGCGAGCGGCACGCCCAGAACGCGCUCGCGCUCGCCCGCUAUCUGGAAAACAGCUCGUACGUCAGCUGGGUGUCGUACCCGGGCCUCGAGAGCCACGGGUCGCACGAGAACGCCAAGAAGUACCUCAAGCGCGGCUUCGGCGGCGUGCUCAGCGUCGGCAUCAAGGGCGGCGCUUCGGCCGGUGUCCAGGUUGUCGAUGGCUUCAAGCUCAUCUCCAACUUGGCCAACGUCGGUGACUCCAAGACGCUGGCUAUUCACCCCUGGUCCACCACGCACGAGCAGCUGACGGACGAGGAGAAGAUCAACUCGGGUGUCACGGAGGAUCUGAUCCGUAUCUCGGUUGGCACGGAGCACAUUGAUGAUAUCAUUGCCGACUUUGAGCAGUCGUUCAAGGCUGCGGCGGCGACUUCGACCGAGAAGGAGGGUGAGGACUUGGUGGUUGGUCAGGGCAAGACCGAAGAGGCGGCGCCUACUGUUGUCUAGGAAGUGAUACCCUUUGAAUUUUGGGAAAGCGUUGUUGUUUUGAGUUACUAGUAGCGUCACAUGAAAAUAUACGCCCCUCUUUGCAAAGAUUGUUGGGCUGCAAUGAAAUAUCAAAGAAGGUGAUCGCUGAUUGAAUGUUGAGGCAUCAAGCCAGAACUGCCGAUAAAAACAGCUUUUUCUAAGUGUCCUUGGUCAGAAUUUGAUGGUGACUAUAGUAUAGGUAGGUUAUUAGUAAGGCUCUUCGGCGAC
This is a messenger RNA of Neurospora tetraspora, 2081 nucleotides long. Its product is annotated as Cys/Met metabolism PLP-dependent enzyme-domain-containing protein. Gene Ontology annotation, biological process: transsulfuration. Gene Ontology annotation, molecular function: transferase activity, transferring alkyl or aryl (other than methyl) groups; pyridoxal phosphate binding. The record is from RefSeq and is a predicted model, not a curated record. Lineage: Eukaryota; Fungi; Ascomycota; Sordariomycetes; Sordariales; Sordariaceae. The coding region runs from base 471 to 1832 and encodes 453 amino acids. The transcript has 5 exons.